CAUACAUGGCUUGGACAUAUCCAGGUAUCGAACGCUAAUGCACGUCGCGUCCAGUCCAACAUGAAGCGUUCAGAAUACGUUGUUUUCGCUGUCGUUCAGCAUUACCUAUAAUAUAGGCCACAGCUGGUUAGAAAAAAAAACAAAAAAUAUGGAACUUUAUCUAGUCAUCAUAUUAUCUCGCCAAUGGUAUGUAUGUAAUAGUUAUGCCCAUACUUUACAAGGUGUAUCGCCGAAUAUCUGUACAGGUUUGGUCGUGGGGCCUCCGAAGCGAAGCCGAGGAAGUUCUCACGACCAAAACUGUUGGGAUAUUCACCGAUACACCGAGUAAGUGUGGAUAUAACUGACUUAUACCCCACUUUAGGUCGAGUUAUUUAUUAUAUUAGUUCUAUGGCAAAUAAAAUCAAUAGCUAGAAAGUAGUAAAUAAUGAAACGAAAAUAACGUGGACCAGACGUCGUGAGCCUCACAGUUUGUUCUGGCGCAGUGAAACCGUCUAUUUCAGUCGUUGUGUCGCACGUGCAAAUGCAGUUUGACGUAGUUUUAUCAGUGUGUGUUAGGGCUGUACUGGUAUCGGAAUAUAUUAAAACUCAGGGACGUAGUUUGUAUUUCUGGGGAUGGGAAUAGUAUGGAGAAUUAAAAAAUAAAAUGCUGUUUUCGAGAAAAAAAUUAUAUUUAGAUCGUCUAAAAAACCCAAACCUUUUAUGAUAUGUAGAACUAGAAUUAAUAUUUACUGAUUUUCUUAAGUUUGGAGAAUUUACUGGAUGUGGUAGUUGACACCACUACCACACUAACUACAGCUCCGCACAUUGCACGAUUUUAACAGACGUAUCGUGCUGUAAAUAACUAAAGGAACUAUUGUGAAUAAGUGCGCAUGUGUAAUUAGAUGGUUCUUUCAAUUGGUUGCAAUAUUACGAAAACAUAAUUUGAACUUUGGUAUAUGCAGAUGAUAUCAGACAGCAAACUAAUUUUUGUAGAUAGCUUAUUCUAUUAGUUGAAAUAUUACGAAAACAUAGUUUGAACUUUGUUUAUAUGCAAAUGAUAAGUGUCAUCAAGCAAACCAUUUUUGUCCUAUUUUGUAACGGCGAAUUGUGAAAGAUGGUCGUGAGUUUCGAAAUAAGCCAGCGAGAAUGAAAGGACUUUGAAGACCAGAAUGGAGAUGUUUUUGCAGAGACCGCAUCCGGAAGACUGAUAGCUCACAUCCGUUACACCAUUGCCGAAUGCAAGUACCAAAAUAUCUGGUAGUGUUUAUUCUAGCGAACUUCCUGCUGUGGAACAUUUGGAUUAGAAUAAACUAUAAAAAGGCAUCAAGUACAUUUCCACAUGAAAAACAACGAUCAAUUCCGAAUGACGUCACUUUUCAAGAGAGUGACCUACUGUAUUCGACGCCCAUCACGCUGGAUAUCGAGUCACUAAGAAAGGCGUAUUCUGACAAAGUGACAGAUCUGAAGAGGAACAAAGCUUGGAAGAGGUUUGGCCAAAGACAUCUAUGCUCAAGUAAUGUUCGACUUAACCACCCCUGUUUAGACACAGCGUGCAAUUUAACUCUAUCACCAGCUUCAAGUGACGCCAAUUUCCAGAGUGUCUUUAAGCCUCUAACUCGGGUCAAGGACGUUUCUGGACGUCUCUCCGAAGCUCUGGGUCCCUACAGGAGCGCCAGUGAAGUGACUUUCGUGACAGGGGCGUCCUCCAAUCAUUUCAAGGAAUCUCAGGCGCUCAUGAAGAAUCUGCACAAGACAGUGUUUCCUCAUCUGAAGAACUAUACGUUCUAUUUCUACGACUUGGGACUCACGUCAGAAGAAAGGCAACAGGUUGUGAAACAUUGUGGAUGUGAAGUGAGGUCAUUUCCGUUCCAUGUGCUGCCGGAAAGAUUUGCAUUUCUUAAUUGCUACAUCUGGAAACCCUUAAUAAUACAGGCAGUUCUUCCACAUACUGAAAUUGUCAUUUGGGUCGACGCUUCAAUACGGUUUGUUACUGGUAAUCUGAAACCUUUGUUUGAUGGCGUUCGUUCAUCAGGUUUAUUGCUGUACUUCACCGAUUUUUCAGCUGGACAGUUCACAUCGAAGAAGAUGUUCGACUACUUCGGAGACAGCGCUUGCCAGUUCGAAACGUACGGUCAACUCGGGGCUGGCUUUAUAGCAGCGCACAAUGAACGUUUCACGAGGGACGUCAUCUUGAAGACGUGGUGGGCAUGCGCUGUAGACCCAGAAUGCAUGUGCAUCGAUUACGAUAAUCGGGAACUACGCUGUGAUGUGACAAUUAGAAAAUACUCUAAGUGUCAUAGAUUUGAGCAGGCGGCCCUCACUCUGAUGCUGGCGAAGCUGUUCAGAGAAUUUACGUUCAGUUUCAGAUUCCCGAAUGGAAUGUAUUUCACUGUGAAACGGAGUCAUACCGAGAACUACUUUGAAGAACUGGAGGCCAAAAUACACAGGGAUAUGAGUGAUAGAAUUAAAAUAAAAUACUGAAAGAAAAGAAUUGAGGGAUCAUACCAACAACACUAACAGGAUUUAGUGACUGCAACCAAAACCCUCGCCCAAAGUGGCAGGGAAUUAACAUUAAGUCUCACAUUAUUGACAUCCAAUCCUACAUUACAUCUUUGUAUUUGAUACAAACAUUAUGACACUAAUAGAGACUGAAAUGUGGUCUACAA
Messenger RNA from Gigantopelta aegis, 2645 nucleotides. RefSeq lists its product as uncharacterized. The record is from RefSeq and is a predicted model, not a curated record. The coding region runs from base 1216 to 2460 and encodes 414 amino acids. NCBI's taxonomy places the organism in Eukaryota, Metazoa, Mollusca, Gastropoda, Neomphalida, Peltospiridae. The transcript is spliced from 7 exons.